This is a messenger RNA of Sporisorium graminicola, 1650 nucleotides long. RefSeq lists its product as uncharacterized. The record is from RefSeq and is a predicted model, not a curated record. Bases 1 to 1650 code for a protein of 549 amino acids. NCBI's taxonomy places the organism in Eukaryota, Fungi, Basidiomycota, Ustilaginomycetes, Ustilaginales, Ustilaginaceae. The transcript has a single exon.
AUGACGGCUCGAGAAGCAAGGACAGUCAUCGUCGUGACCGGAUCGCACACCAUCACCGCAGGGUACGGCAUCCACGAGAUCCUCAAGCGUCCAUCCAUCUCGCUCAUGGCGCGUGUCGGUCUUCCACGCUCGGCUGCCUCGUCCUCUUCGGCAUCGUCGCCUCCGGACUACACGCAGUACCUAGUCGGAUCAGCUCUCGACCAAGCCGAACGAAGGGGAGAUGAUGUCGCCAUCUUUUGGCCCAUGCGCAAGGGAUACGUGCGCGACUGGCAACAAAUGAUUGCGUUGUGGAACUAUGUGCUCUUCCACCUAUUGCCCAUCCGUCGCUCGCACAACGACUCGAACGUGCUUAUCAGCCUGCCGCUACCCGUGUCUCGAUCCACCCACGCCUAUCUGACGCAGAUCUUCUUUGAGCACUUCAACUCGGCUGCCAUCACGAUCGCCGAAAAACCGCUUCUCUCGUGCUACGGCGUGGGAACGAUGAACGCGUGCGUGGUUGACCUCGGCUACGAGAGCUGCGACGUGUCUCCGGUCAUCGAGUGCAUUGUCCAGUCCAACGCCAACGUCAAGACCGAGGUGGGCGCUCGUCAUUGCAUCCUCUACCUCGCGCAUCUGCUGCGUCGAGACCAGAGCCUGGUCAAGGCGAUCCAGACGCUGCUCCGAUACACCCGCAAAGCAUCCGCUUCGCGAACCAGCGACGAAGCGGCACUGAAGAGUGCCAUCUACUCGCUGGCGCAACAGCUGUUGGAAGAAGGGCUGGUGCUGGACGAAGAGGCAUUCAAAAAGGGAGCGGGAGGAAUGAUCUCUGCGGUGGAUGGCGAAGAUGACGAGGGCAACUUCGACAUUGCAGCUGUGCUCGUAGAUGGCGCUAAGAAGCACGAUGAUGAAGAUGAAGAGAGGCGUAAGGCACUGGAAGCGGGCCAGGGCGAAGAGGUGGACGAAGCGAUUCUAGCUUCAAUCACGGGCGAAGACGGCCAAGAUGGUGGAUCGACUGACGAAAAGGCGGUCCUCGUCACAUUCCGAGGACUCAAGCUCAAGGUCGGCCCCGAGCGUUUCCGAUUCCUCGAGCCGCUGUUCCGACCCGAGCUGCUCAAGGAUGUAGCAGGUGCUUCCGAGUUUGGCAUUGGAGACGAGCCAUUUGGAGCGGGUCCCAUCGUUGCUCGAACAAACGGCACGGCCGACCUGUCGUCGUCGAGCCACGACAGCUACCCUGUAACGACUGCAUCGCCCGACUGGAGCCAAGCGAUGCCGCUGCCCCUCGCCAUCGCCAACGCCAUUUCGCGCGUCGAAGAUGCCGACCGCCGACCGCAGCUGUGGGAAAACCUCAUCUUUACAGGCCAACCGGCCAAGAUCAAGACGAUCCAGCUCGAGGCCAUCUCUGCGCUGUCCGAGUUUGUCGCGACGGAACAGACCGAGGCUGCGCAGGUGCUGGCGGAACCCAACCCGUUGCAGGCGCGCAACGUGCGUGCGCUGCGCGUGCCGGACUACUUUUCUGAAUUCAAGGAGCGCAAUGACCUAGCCCCUUUCCUUGGCGGUACGAUCUACGCCAAGCUCGUGUUUGGCGAUCCGCAGGCAAAGGCGUUUAUCACCAAGCAGAACUACAACGAGGCUGGGCCGAACCAGGCUUUCUCGGUUAAGCUCACUGCUUGA